UGCCGACCCACUUCCGGAGUGCUCGGAAGACAUGGCGGCGCCCGAGGAGUGUGAUUCUGCGACUGAAGCGCCUCAGCCGGCCGCCCAGGAGGAGGAAACAAAAACGUUUAAAGAUCUGGGUGUGACAGAUGUGUUGUGUGAAGCCUGUGACCAGUUGGGAUGGACAAAACCCACAAAGAUCCAGAUUGAAGCUAUUCCUUUGGCCUUACAAGGUCGUGAUAUCAUCGGGCUGGCAGAAACUGGCUCUGGAAAAACAGGGGCUUUCGCCUUGCCCAUUCUGAAUGCGCUGCUGGAGACGCCCCAGCGUUUGUUUGCCUUGGUUCUCACGCCCACUCGAGAGUUGGCCUUUCAGAUCUCGGAGCAGUUUGAGGCCCUGGGGUCUUCUAUUGGUGUGCAAAGUGCUGUGAUUGUAGGUGGAAUUGAUUCAAUGUCCCAAUCUCUGGCUCUGGCGAAAAAACCACACGUGAUAAUAGCAACUCCUGGUCGAUUGAUUGACCACUUGGAAAAUACAAAAGGUUUCAACUUAAGAGCUCUCAAGUACUUGGUCAUGGAUGAAGCAGACCGAAUAUUGAAUAUGGAUUUUGAGACAGAAGUUGACAAGAUCCUCAAAGUGAUUCCCCGAGAUCGGAAAACAUUUCUCUUUUCUGCUACCAUGACCAAGAAGGUGCAAAAACUUCAGCGAGCAGCGCUGAAGAAUCCUGUGAAAUGUGCUGUUUCUUCAAAAUACCAGACAGUUGAGAAAUUACAGCAAUAUUAUCUUUUUAUUCCCUCUAAAUUCAAGGAUACCUACCUGGUUUAUAUUCUAAAUGAAUUGGCUGGAAACUCCUUUAUGAUAUUCUGCAGCACCUGUAACAAUACUCAGAGAACAGCUUUGCUACUCCGAAACCUCGGAUUCACUGCCAUCCCCCUCCAUGGACAGAUGAGUCAGAGCAAACGCCUAGGAUCCCUUAAUAAAUUUAAGGCCAAGGCUCGUUCUAUUCUUCUAGCAACUGAUGUUGCAAGCCGAGGUUUGGACAUACCUCAUGUGGAUGUAGUUGUUAACUUUGACAUUCCUACCCAUUCCAAGGAUUAUAUCCAUCGAGUAGGUCGAACUGCUCGAGCUGGGCGUUCUGGAAAGGCUAUUACCUUUGUCACACAGUAUGAUGUGGAACUCUUCCAGCGUAUAGAACACUUAAUUGGGAAGAAACUGCCUGUCUUUCCAACACAGGAUGAUGAGGUUAUGAUGCUGACAGAACGUGUGACCGAAGCCCAGAGAUUUGCCCGCAUGGAGUUAAGGGAGCAUGGAGAGAAGAAGAAACGCACACGGGAGGAUGCUGGGGACAACGAUGACACAGAAGGUGCUAUGGGUGUCAGGAACAAGGUGGCUGGAGGAAAAAUGAAGAAACAGAAAGGCCGUUAAUUCUCUUUUGAAGACUCAAUUUCAGCCUUCUGUUCCUUAAAAGGGGAUUGUAGAAGAGAAUGAAAUCUCCUUGGUCAGAGUUCCUUAGAUCGGAAUCUGUCAGAAUGAUGUCCAGAACCUCCUCUAACUCAGUACUCGUUCCCCUUCUAUAGAGCUCCAUGAGCUCUGCUUUGGGUCCUUGGUCAUGACCUGAGUAGGCUGUGCUCUUCUGUCACUUCACACAGACCUUUGCUUUUUUAGCUACAGGUCAAGGACUAGGUUGAUGAAGCGCUGGACCUGUUGUUAUAAAGGGAAGAUGCUCCUACGUCUGUAAAAUGGUGAUCCUUUAGCAGUCUCAGCUUGCGCUUCAUUAAACCUAAUGUGGAAUAAUAAAUUUAAAUAUUAUUUUUAAAAGA
Molecule: messenger RNA, 1794 nt
Organism: Lutra lutra (Eurasian river otter)
Lineage: Eukaryota; Metazoa; Chordata; Mammalia; Carnivora; Mustelidae
Gene: DDX47
Product: DEAD-box helicase 47
Exons: 12
Coding region: 32-1399 (455 amino acids)
Molecular function (GO): RNA helicase activity; nucleic acid binding; ATP binding
Source: RefSeq, a predicted model, not a curated record